Messenger RNA from Chenopodium quinoa (quinoa), 2145 nucleotides. RefSeq names its product gibberellin receptor GID1B-like. The transcript has 2 exons. Gene Ontology annotation, molecular function: hydrolase activity; gibberellin binding. Gene Ontology annotation, cellular component: nucleus; cytoplasm. Bases 467 to 1510 code for a protein of 347 amino acids. The record is from RefSeq and is a predicted model, not a curated record. Gene Ontology annotation, biological process: positive regulation of gibberellic acid mediated signaling pathway; raffinose family oligosaccharide biosynthetic process; floral organ morphogenesis. NCBI's taxonomy places the organism in Eukaryota, Viridiplantae, Streptophyta, Magnoliopsida, Caryophyllales, Amaranthaceae.
AAUAUAAAUAUUAAAUAUAAAAUAAUAAAAUAAUAAAAAGGACCCCACAAAAAACAGUUUAUAUCGGCCGCCCCGCUUUGUCGUCUCUUUCGUCUCCGUGCACCACCGUCGCUCCUCCUUUUCGUUUGACUCCACGCUUCUUUCUCUCUCUACUUUCUCUCUCUAACUUCCUUUAAAUCACUUCCUCUUUUUUAUUUUAUCCUCCAUUUUUCUUCUUCCUUUUCUUACUAAAAUUCUCUUCCUUUCUCUCUCUAUACUUUCUCUCUCUAGUUUUUUUUUGCUUGAACAACAAAAUCAUAAUUAUCAUGGAAUAGGGUCCAUAUUUUGAAGAUCAAGUUUAUUUUUGGAAGAAAAUCAACAAGAAGAAGAUCAUUGAUUUUUGCUUUGGGAUUUGGUUGAUUUUUUCACAAGUGGAGAAUUUUUAUUUUAUUUUUAGUUUAUAAAAUAAAAAAUUACUACAAGGCAUAUGGCCGGCAGUAAUGAAAUCAACGUCAAUGAAUGCAAGAAAGUAGUACCAUUAAACACAUGGAUUCUGAUAUCGAAUUUCAAGCUUGCAUACAACCUUCUUCGCCGGCAAGAUGGAACAUUUAACAGAGAAUUAAGUGAAUUUUUAGACCGUAAAGUGUCUUCCAAUACAAUCCCAGUUGAUGGGGUGUUCUCCUUCGACAUUUUUGACAUAUCUGCUAAUCUUUUGAACCGGGUUUAUAUGCCGGCUUCGUCCGAAAACGGAGCUUAUUGGGGUGUUCAAGAGCUAGAAAAGCCACUAAGUACAGAGGAAAUAGUACCUGUUAUAGUGUACUUUCACGGAGGAAGUUUUACUCAUUCGUCUGCUAACAGUGCUAUCUAUGACACCCUUUGUCGCCGCCUUGUUGGACUUUGUAAGGCGGUCGUAGUGUCGGUUAAUUAUCGUAGAUCACCAGAGCAUAGGUACCCGGCUGCGUAUGAUGAUGGUUGGUCUGCCGUGAAGUGGGUUAGUACUAGGCCUUGGUUACAAAGUGGCAAGGAAAAUAACAGGAAAGUUCAUGUUUAUAUGGCAGGGGAUAGCUCGGGUGGUAAUAUCGCGCAUCAUGUUGCAGUCAAGGCAGCCGAGGAAGGCGUUGAUGUUAUUGGAAAUAUUCUACUUCAUCCGAUGUUCGGUGGGGAGCAGAGGACGGAAUCAGAAAACAAUUUGGACGGGAAAUACUUUGUUACAGUACAAGAUCGCGAUUGGUAUUGGCGCGCUUACCUGCCUGAAGGGGAGGAUAGAGAUCACCCGGCGUGUAAUAUAUUCGGGCCGAGGGGAAAGGCGCUUAAGGGGAUCAAUUUCCCUAAGAGUUUGGUGGUUGUAGCCGGGUUAGACUUGGUUCAAGAUUGGCAAUUAGCGUAUGUUGAAGGGCUUAAAGAUGCAGGGCAUGAAGUGAAGCUUCUAUACUUAAAGCAAGCUACAAUUGGAUUCUAUUUCUUGCCAAAUAAUGACAAUUUCUAUACUCUUAUGGAAGAGAUAAAGAAUUUUGUGAAUCCUAACUGUUAAUACUAGUAGUAUCUUUGUCCUUUUAACCACCCCUGUUACCUACACCAGAUAUAUCAGAUCAGAUCAUCCUUAUACAAUGACAAAAACAGCUUUAACAUUUUUUUUUUUAUUAUUAUCAUUUUGCUCCGGGCCUCCUUUUUAUUCUCUUCCAAAGUUGGUGUGUAGUUAGGAAUCAAGGUAGCUAGCUUCAUGUGCUUAGCAGUAUAGUAGUAUAAAGAUGUUUUAGUAGUGUUAAUCACAUUAUUGGUGGUGAUUCGAGCGAGGUUUUCUGGGUUGUUCGAGCUGAUGCUAUGUGGAAGUUCUUUCCAACAUUGUUCUUGGGUUGAUCCAUCAGCUCUAUGUGAAUGUGACCGCGUAGAACGGACAUUGUUCGUGUCAUCGUCGUAUUCGACAGAACUCGAUCUGCCCCCGGAAAGGAAGGUUGAACCUAAACAAAAUAGCAAGGUUGGUGUUUUGUCUUGGGGGGUUUAAUGGGUUUCUGUAAUUGGGUAUUGUUAUAAAGGUGCUAAUUUUAGAGAAAACAUGGAUUUGGAUUUUAUGAACAUUUAUAAAAUCCAUGACUUUGUGAAGCAUUAAUGUAAUCUUAUACAGUUGUGUUAGAUAUUAAUAUAAAGGAAAUUUUUGUUUGUUUUUUC